This is a messenger RNA of Bufo gargarizans (Asiatic toad), 624 nucleotides long. Its product is annotated as phosphatidylethanolamine-binding protein 4-like. The record is from RefSeq and is a predicted model, not a curated record. The coding region runs from base 1 to 624 and encodes 207 amino acids. Lineage: Eukaryota; Metazoa; Chordata; Amphibia; Anura; Bufonidae. The transcript has a single exon.
AUGGCAAAAUUAUGGUUUAUAUUUGGGAUACUGUUGUCCCUACCAUCAUUCUUCGCCUGUACUCCUGUUUCAUGUGACUUCGAAACUCUCAUUGGAGAUGAUUCCAGGUUCUGCAGUGGUAACCUUCGUGUCAUAUACCCAAACAUGGGUGAUGUUUCCUGUAUUUACAUACCCAACUGCUUUGAGUACCCAGACAGUUUAACCAAAGUUUGGGGCCCUCCUUGGAUCAAAUUCCUCAAAGCCAAACCAGAAGAGAUGUAUACUUUGAUUAUGGUAGACCCUGAUGCUCCAAGCAGGUUCCGGCCAAUACAAAGAUUCUGGAGACACUGGCUGGUCACUAAUAUACCAGGUCAUGUUCUUCUUAGAGGAAGAGAUGUAACAGGGAAUAUUUUAUCUCAAUACUCUCGACCAAAUUCACAAGCACAGUCAGGAUAUCACAGAUACCAAUUCCUGCUCUACAUGCAAUAUCCAGGGUUUUCCCCAUCACUUCUCCCUGGAGAAGAACAUCUUGAUUCUUGGGAUGUUAAUGCUUUUGUACUACGUUGGAUUCCAAGAGAUCCAGUCGCUACCACUCAGUUUAUGCUCCAACAUCCUGACCAUUCUCAUCUUUGGAAUUUUGACUAA